UAAUUGCCAUCCGUCCCUCCCCACUUAUUGAUCUCACUUCACCAAUCCCAUUCUCACAACCGCAUUUCGAAAAGAAGAAGAAGAAAAAAACUAUCUCCCUCUCCAUCUCUACGCGGCAGAAUAAUAUUAGUGAUAAAAAAAGAAAAAUGGCAUCAAGAAAGGUGUUGUCUCUGAUCCUUCUCUGCACCUUCUCAAUCUCUUGUUGUUCCCAAAGCCCCGCAUCAGCCCCAGCACCCUCCUCGGUGGACUGCACUAAUCUGAUAUUAAGCAUGGCUGACUGCUUGUCUUUUGUGUCAAACGACAGCACAGCAGCAAAGCCAGAGGGGAAAUGCUGUGCUGGUUUGAAGACGGUGUUGAGCACUAAAGCUGAGUGCCUCUGUGAGGCCUUCAAGAGUAGUGCUCGAUUUGAUAUCGUUUUGAAUGUCACGAAGGCUCUCUCCCUCCCUUCUGUCUGCAAAAUCCACGCUCCUCCUGCCUCUAACUGCGGAUUGGCCAUUAGUCCCUCUGGUGCCCGUGCCCGUGCCCCUGGAGGAUCUGCGCCUGGACUAGCUGUGAAUGGUGGAGGAAAUGAGCAAGCACCAGCUCCAUCUCCAGGUCAUUCCGGUUCUAUUGGGUUUUCCAUCUCUGUUGGAUCACUAAUCAUUGGAUUUGUAUUUGCAUCUUUCUCUAGUUUCUGAAUGAUUUUUGCUCUCUUUUGUGAUGAUUAUGAGAGCAUGUCUCAUGAGGGAGCUAAUUUGUUGACUUGAGCAGAAGCACAUUUGUUUUUAAAGUUACUGAGACUGGUUUUGUGAUGGGGAUAUCUUUUUGAGAUAUGAUUUCUUGUUUAUCUCUA
This is a messenger RNA of Populus trichocarpa (black cottonwood), 832 nucleotides long. RefSeq names its product non-specific lipid transfer protein GPI-anchored 31. Gene Ontology annotation, biological process: lipid transport. The record is from RefSeq and is a predicted model, not a curated record. Bases 147 to 677 code for a protein of 176 amino acids. NCBI's taxonomy places the organism in Eukaryota, Viridiplantae, Streptophyta, Magnoliopsida, Malpighiales, Salicaceae. The transcript has 3 exons. Gene Ontology annotation, molecular function: lipid binding.